Molecule: messenger RNA, 1029 nt
Organism: Colletotrichum abscissum
Lineage: Eukaryota; Fungi; Ascomycota; Sordariomycetes; Glomerellales; Glomerellaceae
Product: deoxyhypusine hydroxylase
Exons: 2
Coding region: 1-1029 (342 amino acids)
Biological process (GO): peptidyl-hypusine biosynthetic process
Molecular function (GO): deoxyhypusine monooxygenase activity
Source: RefSeq, a predicted model, not a curated record
AUGUCACCCUCCGCCGACCUCCCCGAGACGCGCGAGACACUCGAGGCCAUCGCCGCCGCCGACCAGUCCCAGACCAUCGCCGAGCUGCGCAAGACGCUCACCUCCGAGACGACCCCUCUCCCCAUCCGCUUCCGCGCCCUCUUCUCCCUCAAGCACGUCGCCUGCAACAGCAAGGGCGCCGACAGCGAGGCCGCCAUCGAGGCCAUCGCUGCAGGCUUCGCCUCCCCCUCGGCCCUGCUCAAGCAUGAGCUCGCCUACUGCCUCGGCCAGACGGCUAAUCUCGUCGCCGUCCCCUACCUACGCAAUGUCCUGACCGACCUCCAGGAGGACCCUAUGUGCCGCCACGAGGCCGCCGAGGCCCUUGGUGCGCUGGGUGACGCUAGCCAGCUGGACAUCCUGAGGGAGUACAGAGACCGCGAGGGCGAGGACAUCUGCAUUGUUGAGACGUGCGAGAUUGCCAUCGACCGUCUCGAGUGGGAGAACUCUGAGCAGAGAAAGCUGGAGAAGUUGCGUAAGAGCGACUUCACGUCCGUCGACCCCGCGCCUCCCAUGGAAGAGUCGCAGCGCACCGUGCCAGAGCUCGAAAAGACUCUCAUGGAUUCGAGCCUGCCCCUUUUCCUGCGCUACCGCGCCAUGUUCGCCCUGCGCGACCUCGCGUCGCCGCCCGACCUGCCGACCGCCGUCCCCGCGGUGCUGGCCCUCGCCAAGGGCCUCGCCGACUCCUCCGCCCUGUUCCGCCACGAGAUCGCCUUCGUCUUCGGUCAGCUGUCGCACCCGGCCUCCAUCCCCGCGCUGACCGAGGCGCUCAGCAACACCGAGGAGGCCAGCAUGGUGCGGCACGAGGCCGCCGAGGCGCUGGGCAGCCUGGGCGACGAGGAGGGCGUCGAGGCGACGCUCCUCAAGUUCCUGCACGACAAGGAGAAGGUUGUGCGCGAGAGCGUCAUCGUGGCGCUGGACAUGGCCGAGUUCGAGUCAAGCGGCCAGACGGAGUAUGCGUUGAUUCCCGAGGCGGCCAAGGCGGCUGCUUGA